AUGUCUAAGCCUUGUAGACAGUUGAAGAGGAAAUUCCAGUCAAGGGUGUCAAAUGCUUUGGCGAUAUCAACCUUAAUAGUGAUACGCUUAGGACCCUUGUUCGAAGAAAGCCUUCCGGUUGAAGGACUUGAUGCAACUCCCGAUUUUGCUGAGGCAACUGCCGUACCAAAGAAGACUCUCUUUAUUUCCCAUCUCUCACACCAGAAAACUAUCAUAUCAGAUAUCAUCGAUUUCUUCAAAGAUGCUGGGGAAGUUGUUCGGGUUCGACUUAUUCUAGACCAGUGUGGUGAGCAUGCGGGCUGUGGCUUUGUUGAGUGUGCUUCUUCUAACGAAGCAAAUAAGGCGCUGCAACAAAAGAACGGUGAAUAUUUGCACAACCGCAGCAUUUUUCUUGAUGUGGCAAAUAAUGAAUUUGCAGAGAACCUUUCCACCCAAAACGUACUCCUUGUUGCCAACCUCUCUCCACAAACAACUAAAAUAUCACAUAUCAUCAAGUUCUUCAAAAAUGUUGGAGAAGUUGUUAGUGUUCGACUUAUUGUUAACCGCGAGUGUAAGCAUGUCGGGUAUGGCUUUAUUGAGUUUGCUUCUCCUUGUGAAGCACAGGUGGCGCUGAAAAUGAUGAAUGGUGCAUAUAUGGACGAUCAUAAGAUUAUGUUGAUGAAAGGACUUGAUCAAACUCCCGAUUUUGUUGAGGCAGUUGCCACCUCAAGAAGUAAGACGCUCUAUGUUGCCAAUCUCCCUCGCGAAAAAACUGAAAUAUCACAUAUCAUCGAUUUCUUCAAAGAUGUUGGAGAAGUUGUUCAUGUUCGACUUAUUUGCAACCUCAUGGGCAAUCAUGUGGGCACUGGCUUUGUUGAGUUUGCUUCUGCUGAUGAAGCAAAGAAGGUGAGGAGUAUAGGAGAUGGAUUACAUCCCUACCACAAGGCCCAUCGAAUAACAAGACCUAGCUCAGCAAGCUGGGCUAAUUUAUUCGGCUCAGCGAGUAGAGUCGUCAGCUCGGCUCUAGAAUGCUUUUAG
This is a messenger RNA of Brassica napus (rape), 1017 nucleotides long. RefSeq names its product nucleolin-like. The record is from RefSeq and is a predicted model, not a curated record. Gene Ontology annotation, cellular component: U2-type prespliceosome; precatalytic spliceosome; U1 snRNP. Bases 1 to 1017 code for a protein of 338 amino acids. Gene Ontology annotation, biological process: mRNA splicing, via spliceosome. Lineage: Eukaryota; Viridiplantae; Streptophyta; Magnoliopsida; Brassicales; Brassicaceae. Gene Ontology annotation, molecular function: U1 snRNA binding; mRNA binding. The transcript is spliced from 10 exons.